GGGGGGAAACAAAUGUGACUUGGGUGAAGGUGGAGGGGAGGGAGUGUCCUCCACUUGCAGCAUCAUAAGGGUGAGCAGCGGUGCUGGAGGGCAGGCAGCCACCUCACCUUGUGCUGCCCGUCCAUUGGAAAGACACAAAGUAAAGAAUGCUGAACUGUCUACUGAAGGCAGAAGAGACUUGCAGACCAGAGGCAAUAGACUUCCACAUGCAGAUGUUUGCAGAGGCACCCUGCUCCAGUGACUGCAUCGUGUCUAGUGCCCUGCAGCGUCAGAUUUGCAGCCUUGUGUUGCUCUGAAGGCGAUGCUGUAGAAGGAUAUCCCUUAUACCUCGGCAGGCAAAGCAUAUGCUUGCACUUUGUGCAAGGAGAUACCAGAGGAGAUCAGUCGUGGCCAUCAGUCCUCCUUGAUGCCUGUCAGUGGUAGGGAGGUAAUGUCCUAAGACAGCAUGCUCUCUGAACUAGUACUUAAAGGCUCAACGAGAUUUGGACUGACAGACAAAUCUGGAUGUGAUGAGAUCCUAGAGACAGAGUGUGUGUGCCUUAGAGAUAAAGUAGUGAACACUGAUUGGAGAAAAUAUGUUGUUACAACAAAAACUUCUCUAAGUGACACUCUUCCAUAUUUUAUUUUUUGCACAACUGUGUGUUCAGAGACUCCUGAGCUUUCUAUCCAUAAUGCCAAAGGCAGGUGUUAAAUGCUCCAAUCGAAGUGUAAAGAAAAUAGAGUAAUAAUUAAGAAAUGAGAAGGAUUUCAUUUUCGUUUCUUUGUUUUGCAGCAGAACUUAAUAAAAUAAAAUUAUAUUUUCCUGAGCAUUAAAAUGAAUGUACAAACAGUAGCUGAAAUAUGGACCUGGCUGUACUGUGUUUUCCAACUGUCUGACUGAAGAAGUAUUAUCUGGUGAAUCUGUCCUGUAAAGUAACUGUUGGCAGAAGUGGCAACCCGUAGGGCUAGCGUGCCAUGCGUGUGUGUAUGUAUACAUAUGUGUUUGCGUGUGUGGUGUAUAUCUUUAAUGACACAAUUAUACACAAGUGAUACUGUUUGUUAUACCUUGCAAGCACUAUUUAAGAAAAAAAAACAACCAACCAACAAUACUGUGUUCCUCUGCUAUCUUUUUUCAUUAGCAAAGAGAUGGCAAAUAUUUGAAUGAAUGAAUGAGAUCUUUGUGCAAUAUAUGGUAGCUACAGAUGUGUCUGUUACUUCAUCACGAUCCCUUGGUGAUGUGAGAAAGCUUUGUGUCACUGUCUCUGAUUCUUAUACAUGCUCUUUCUCCAAAUGCUCAUUUGAAGGUGUCAUCGUUCAGGGUGCUUUUGACAUAGAGCUACAAAAAUGGAUUGGAUUUAACCCCAAGUUGGGCUAUGUUUAACACCCACGUAAGCUGAAUUUCACAAUCAGCUUUGGUGAAAUUCUGGUAAAAAUCAGAGUUACAGCUGCUCACUGACUUCUUUCCUGGAAGUUCAUGUUGGAGCAACUUCCUCGAGAUUAAACAAAACCCAAAGCUUUUGCCCUGCUGUGACGGGGCAUCGAGGAAAGAGGAGUGUGCAAAGGCUGUUUUUUGCAAGUAUGAGACUGAACCAUCAUUGUAACAUAAGAGCUUUACUGCUGUUUGCUACAGAUGAAUAAUUUUCCAGAAUGUGUAUUGCACACCACGUGCCAAGUAUUUUCUGAAAUACAGUUCUUUUAUAAGCCUCGACUCCACGUCCAAAUGUGAUUUACUGAAGGUGAAACCAACUGAUGCUUUAUCAUGUCUGUUCCAUGUAUAUGUGUGUUCUGGCACUUCAGGAGAAGGGCUCAGAGAUGGACACUGUUCAGUGUUUGUUGUGUUAUUCUCAUCUAUUACACCUCAAUAUGUCAGUUUAUUCAGGAAAAAGCAGCAGGGAGCACUUCCUUGGCGUUUGUUUUUGUUACUUCUUUGGAAACCUGAUGAAGAGGCUUCAGUGAUCAUCGAGUCCAACUGCUGGGCUGCUCUGUUAACACCAAAAGUUGGAGCUCAUUAUUAAGGGCAUUGUCAGAAUGCCUCUGGAACACUGGGAUAUCAACCAGCUCACCAGGAAUCCUGUACCACUGUUUGACCACUCUCAGGAUAACAGAGCUUCUCCUAACGUGCAGUCUGAGCCUCCCCUGGCCCAGCUCUGUAGGAAGACUGCAGAUUCCUGCUUCUAAGUUGCACAGCUGUUGCAGUAAAUUGAGUCAUUUUUUGAGUCUCUCUAUUGCUAAAUGAGAGUUUUGCAAAACACGCUUUGCCUGCUGGAAGAAUACAGAAAUUAACUGUAAACAUAGCUUUGAGUGAGAAGAAGAGAAUCGCUGCAGUGCAACAGAGAAGAAAUAAGAUAGGCAGCAGACCUGCAGCAGCAAGAGAAGCAGAAGGCAAACAGGUGCCUGCAUGUUCUAGUCUGUUCUGUUCCCAUGUUUUGAGGAAGAUGGGUCCAUCUACAAAUGGAUACAACUGAUGAACGUAGCCUACCAAAGGACAACAAGAGAAAUACCCCCACAGCCCAGGGAAGUAAUUCUUAUUCCUUUAUGGACACAUGCUAUUACCUGUACAUCAAGAAGAGAUUCUCCUUCAGUUCAUUCUUGAAGUUCUAAUCACUACCUGGCCAGGCCUGAGAUGCUGAGCUCCUAACUGGGGUCAAGACCACAUCUCUUUGGUAACACGGGGUCAGGCCAGCACAGGCACUCCUGUGAGCUGCAGCUUCAGAUCGACACAUGAGCAAAGUAUUCCAUUUCCUUUGCCAGCUGGAGCAAGCCCUUGUUUUCAGCUCUUUUGCUAUUCAGCAGACCACAGAUUUUUCUAGGAAUAUCAGCUGAUUGCAAGGGGCUGCACGAUAGAAGGAAGGUGAAUAACUGGGAACUAACAGGGCAUUCUCAUUCUCCUCCCUGGGGAGUGCUGCUUCCUGGUACAGCAGAUACAGCCCUUUCUAGCGUGUGACCUACUGAAAAAGUACAACUUCUAACUGCUAUUCCCACAGGAACCACGCAGGAAUUUCUUUUUCCGAGUUGUGAGAUGAAGGGAUAAAUAUUUAAGUUCUUUUUUUAAAAAAAAAAAAAACGAGAGCUAUAUGAGGAUUUGCUAAUUCUUUUCACAUGGGCCACCGAGGAGCCAAUAUGUGGUAAAUCACAUUCAGCUGUGUGCAUUCUCCCCUCCCCUGCCUGUGGCCUGGGUUUGGACCGCUGCCCUGGAGAUGAAACAGUGCAGCUCUCGGUCCAAGUCACCAGACGUGGAAGAUACCACAUCACCUGGUCUCCGUGAAGUGAGUGCCUCUGCUUUGCACAGCCCAGUCUUCCCACCUCGGCCUCCAGCACGGAGAAAGCGAUACACCAUCACACCUGGCCACUUGAAAUGGGACCACUUCAACCUGACCUACAAAAUCCUGUCCUUCCCAAGAAACCUCAUAAACGCCAGGGACACGCGCAAGGGACUAGCAGCUGCAUUCCGAAUGUGGAGUGAGGUUUCACCAUUCAGCUUCAGAGAAGUGCCACGCCACGUACCUAGUGACCUGAAAAUAGGCUUCUACUCUAUCAAUCACACAGACUGUCUGGAGUCUCUCAUUCACCACUGCUUUGAUGGAACAACAGGGGAACUUGCCCAUGCCUUCUUCCCACCCAACGGGGAAAUCCAUUUUGAUGACCACGAGUACUGGAUAUUAGGAAAUACUCGGUUCAGCUGGAAGAAAGGUGUUUGGCUUACAGAUCUGGUACACGUAGCAGCUCACGAAAUAGGACAUGCCUUAGGACUCAUGCACUCCCAAAACCCAAAUGCUCUCAUGCACAUCAAUGCUACUUUGACUGGGAAAAAGACCAUCUCUCAAGAUGAAGUCUGGGGAAUUCACAGACUUUACGGAUGCAAGGACAGAUUGUUCAUGUGCCCGCUGUGGGCCCGAAAAGGUUUCUGCGAGAAACGUAAGAAGUUGAUGAAAAAGCACUGUCCAUUCGCCUGUGACUUCUGCUACGAAUUCCCAUUUCCAACAGUUCCUCCUACUCUGCCACCUCCAAGGACAAAAACCAAGACCGUUUCUGAAGGCAGGAAUGUCACCUUCCGCUGUGGACAGAAGAUCAUCCAUAAAAAAGGCAAAGUUUACUGGUAUAAAGAUAAGGAGCUUCUGGAAUACUCAUAUCCAGGUUACUUAUCCUUAAAUGAGGAUCACAUGAGCAUCAUUGCAAAUGCAAUUAAUGAAGGAACUUACACUUGUAUAGUAAAGAAAAAAGAAAGAAUCUUGACCACUUAUUCCUGGAGGAUCAGACUGAGACAUUAACAAGGGCUCUGGCAUGAGAACAACUCUAUUUCAAAUUCACAAUCUGUCUUUAGCAUUUUGUAUUUAAACUCCAGUAGUGCAAAUGAACUUCUAAAUCAGCUGCUUCCGUACCUUGAGCAAGAGAGACUCUGGGACUUCGUUACUGGAAAUAAGAACUUUUCUAAACCAGUUUUAAAGGUAAAGAAUUCAUCAAGCAUGUGAUGUACAGAGAAUUAAAAAAGAGAUUGAAAAAAAAUCAAGUGUAAGAGUUUGCAGUUCAGCUGGAUCAGUGGACUGCUGAAAAAUGAGAACAUAACCCUUCAGCAAACAAAUGGAUGAACAGACUGAUGGCACAUCUAUGUUGCAAUGGAGUCAGAGGUAUUGUGGAAAGAGAAUGACCAGUAAAUGCGCUGUAAGUGCUUUUUUAUCUUUUUUAUAUCAUGACAUGUAGGUCUAUAAGAACGUUAAAAAAAGAACUACUUUUUCUUUUAGUGGGCAGAAGGAAGAUGUAGGGUCACAACAAACCCAAAUUACUCCAUUUCACACUAUGACAUGCUCAGUUAAGCUGUGCACAGAAUAUCUCCCUUCCACCCCCCAAUUACUUUCCUGUGGUGUCUAUUCAUUAUUUGUGUAAUCUUAGCCCAGCAUACUAUCUACCUCCAUCUGCAGCUCCUCAUAACUCAUCCUUUUGGUGUCUGAUCAAUAAGUUUCUUGACCCUUCCAACAGAGGUAAGGUCAUUUCCAUCAUCACACCCAGUCACUAACAGGUGAGGUGGAUGCACCACAUCCAAAAGAGAAAUAGCAUUUGUUUUCUAGGCAAAGCCCAGUGCACGCAAACAUCUAUCAGCUGGGAAUUCAUUUGUGCAGUUACAAACCCUGACAGUUAUUGUAUUUAAUGAGUACCUGAAAGAAAGAUCCUUAUCCAGUAUUAAGGCAGCCUACAUCAUUCUCUGCUUAGGUUCGUCCACUUUUAGUUGCUGUCUUAAUCUCUUCAAACAUGUUUCUUCCUACCUUAAGCAUCUCAUGUAUUGCAGAAUAGGUCAGCAUUCUAGGAAGAGCUCUGUACCAGGACAGCAAAAGCAUAAGGGAAAAGUAAGAAACUAAUAAGAACAGUUUGGUACAAUUGCAGUGACAGUAAUUUUACUGGCAGACAUCUAGCAUGAACUCAGCACAUCUCCAUUUAACAGAGCAGUGCAACACCACAUGGAUCCGAGCAUCUUAAAGCAGCUCUGUUUUUGGGAUUUGGAAAAAGAAACAAGAACAAUGAGCUGAUCAGCACAGCCUUCAACAGCUAUCACAAGGUGAAGUCAACACUUCGGCUGCAAGGGCAGAUCCAAAGUCUUUCAUUUCACAACUUAACAGUUUUGUAAAUACAUCAUUUAUGAUUACUGAGUUUUGUACAAUUUCUCCAAAUCCCAUUUACCUCCAUUGAUCUCGUAGCACUCUCCACCUGCCCUGUGCUUCUGGCAGGCAGUGUCUGUGCUGGAGUUCAACAGAUAAGGACCCGCUUUGCCACAAGAAUGUCCUGCAAGUCACCUUCCAAAACUGGCAGCUGACCUCAAGGCCAGUGGAAAAAGAAACCAAGGAAAAAAGUCACAAUUUAAGACACCAGGCCAUGAGACAGCUCUGCAAUGCAUCCAGUGUUCCAUUGACACAAAUGGCAUGGCCUGGCACUCUGCUGUGCACAUCUGUUCUGGCUGCAAUUUCAAGGCUAACCCAACAAAAUCUUCAAGGAACUCAGGAAAAAAAAAGAAAAGAGAGGAAUUUCUGUACAGAAGCCAACCAAAAAACUUAAGCUCUCUCCAUCUCCUGCCCAGGACCACUGCAUGACAGCUUCCAUGUGCUGAGAAUUAGAUUUGCUGGUAUGGAAAACAGCUCACAGAUUUGGUGAUGCCCUCAAGGUAAGCAACAAAACUCACUUUCUCUUGGAAUACACUUUGAUUUUAUAAAAAUAAAGAUCGCAGUAAGCCAACAACAAAAUAAAUACCUAACCUACAACAGCGCUGUGAUUGCACCGCACACUUAUGCACUGGAACCUCCGUGUUUUUCUAAAAGAUUUAUCUUUGCAGAUUUUCCAUGGUUGAAAUCAGUUAUUUAAGACGACACAAUUUCAAAGUAAUUGAAUUUUAUAGCUCUGUUCCUGGUGAAACAGUCCUGAAAAUGUUUUAUCUUUACUUGCCUUUUGCAUAACUUAUUGUUUGAUUAAAAGCCAAUAACUCCUCUCA
This is a messenger RNA of Gallus gallus (chicken), 6451 nucleotides long. RefSeq names its product matrix metallopeptidase 23A (pseudogene) (gene MMP23A). The transcript has 10 exons. Lineage: Eukaryota; Metazoa; Chordata; Aves; Galliformes; Phasianidae. Gene Ontology annotation, cellular component: extracellular matrix. The record is from RefSeq and is a predicted model, not a curated record. Bases 3177 to 4247 code for a protein of 356 amino acids. Gene Ontology annotation, molecular function: zinc ion binding; metalloendopeptidase activity. Gene Ontology annotation, biological process: collagen catabolic process; extracellular matrix organization; proteolysis.